CUGGUGCACGGCGAAGUGGUGCAAACCACAAAACCAGUCCUGCGACAGGAAGCGGCCUCGAGACCCAGCGCCCCCCUCGAGCCUGAGACCUCCCCCGGCCCCCGGCCCUCGGCCCCCCCUCCUCGUCCCCGCAUGCCCCUUCUACUAGCAGCCGCGGGGCCACCUGAUCCAGACAAAACGUGCCCAUCGUGUCAUUCUAGUGACGCAUACAAGUGCAUUGCACUAAUAAUAAUAACUCGGUUCCACGUCCGUGCAGCGGCGGGUGCGAGCGAGACGGAGUCGCGAAACUGGCUCAUUAAAAUAAAAAUCCGAUUUAAGAGUGCAACUCGCGCGGAGCGAAAUAAAAGUUUCCAACUAAAUUUGCUCGAGUUAUUCCAAAAAAGGUGCACGAAACGCCUCCGCGGCCAGAUACCGAGAUACAAGUGUGAAGAGAAACCGACCGCGAUAGCCUCAAACUACGCGCAGCCUCACGACUUACGGCUUUCGAUCAUGGCCAUGUUACACUAUAAUGUAUUGACGCCGCAACCACCAAUCCUACGACCUGGCAUUGAUGAAUAUGUCAUUCAUAUGUUUAACAUCACAGUCUUCAAUCAGCAAAGCUAA
This is a messenger RNA of Danaus chrysippus (African queen), 603 nucleotides long. The record is from the annotation of a GenBank genome assembly. NCBI's taxonomy places the organism in Eukaryota, Metazoa, Arthropoda, Insecta, Lepidoptera, Nymphalidae.